CACAGCUUCAAAACAUCCAAUCAGGCGUGAGUCUGGACCUGGUUUUCUACUGAACACACAAGUUCAUUACCUCACUAUCACUUUGUCUAAACAGGAACGAUGAUCACACUCUUUGUGGCUCUUUACUCUCUGCUUUGUCUCUGCACAACUGGAAACACUUCUGACAUCAAGGAGUUUCAAGUGAAAACAGUAAAGCCUGGACAAGCUGUAACUAUGGGGUGUAACAUUACUGGGGUCAGAAACAAAUAUACUUUCGCUUGGUACAGACAGAGUUUUGGAAAAGUGCCUCAGUUUUUUGCGAGACAGUACGUUGGCUCUCCUGGCUACAUAUUUGUUGAGGGAUUUAAUGAUAACCGCUUCAAUGUUACUGUAAAAGACCAAAAGUUUGAUCUCAACAUUAAUGAAAUAAGAGAAGAUGAUGGAGGAGAAUAUUUCUGUGGAUAUGUGGAGGGAAGUACACCAAAGUUCACAUCUGGAACACGUCUGCAGUUUGAAGGUGAAGAGAUGAAACCCUGUCCUACACCUGGAACACUUAACAAGAACACACACUCUGUUACACACCAGGGUUCAAACAGCAGUGCUGGAGAAGGUUCCAGUUAUACUGAUCGGAUUCAUGUGCUGGUCUGGUUUUCCGUUUUUAGAGUUGGAGUUCUUUUCUUCAUUAUUUUAACAAUAACACUGAUUGGAUUUAAGUUAAAAAUAAAUUAAACUGUUAAAUUAAAUUUGAAAAUAUUGCUAAUUUAUGGAUAAGAAAUGUUUAAAAUUAAAAUAGAGCAAUUGCUUAUAUCAACGGUAUACUGGAAUGAUUUGUGUCAAAUUGUAAUGUCAUGUAUUUAAGGGACAUGAGAUCUAACGAUGUCAGAGCGUGCCCUAGUAAAAAAAUAAAUAAUAUAUUUUUUUAAUCUAACUGCAGUGUGGGAUCAUGAAUGACCAUAAAUAUACAGUAUAUUAGGAAAAAUAAAUUCUUAAGCAAUUGUAUUUCAGUAAAUAAAAUCUAAAGUGAGUGUUCAAAGCAGUAGUCCUCUUUAUUUCCACAUCGCAUUAUGUACAUGUUUGAGAGUCCAGGAAGGUGUAUGAGACAAAUCACACACAACUAAUUAAUAAUGA
Molecule: messenger RNA, 1107 nt
Organism: Clarias gariepinus (North African catfish)
Lineage: Eukaryota; Metazoa; Chordata; Actinopteri; Siluriformes; Clariidae
Exons: 4
Coding region: 100-708 (202 amino acids)
Biological process (GO): response to bacterium
Source: RefSeq, a predicted model, not a curated record